AGUGCGAUGCACUAAUGGACAAAUUUACACUUGCGAAUUUGUUGGUCUGUCACUCUGUCUUUAUUUCUUGGUUUUCAAAGAGAGAGUGUAUCAGAGUUGAGAGAAUGGCAAUCGCCCUUCUUCGCUCUGCCUUCGCUCAAUCUUUCCAACACACCGAGAGAAAUCUUGCGAUACCUUCACGCUGUUUAAUCUCUGGGACCCUUUUGAUCACCUCUAAUACAAACAUUGUUUCUCUUUAUAUACCAGUGGGGGUGGGUGUGCAUUGGAAUUGUGCCUGAAGUUUGUUUGCAGAUUGAUCAAUGGAAGCACUUUUUUUAUUUAUUUAUUUUUUUUAUGCCACUUCAAUGGAUGCACUUGACAUAGCAGAUCUUAGCACAGCAGUUGAGGGAGGGAAUUUAUCAAACCUCCUGGAAGAUAACACAGCUGGGAGAACAGAAUCAUGGAUCUUGAACCAAACUAGUCAAGAUGAGCUUCACCAAGUUGUAUUGACACAACCAAACCAGGUUGGCUCAAGCAGACGAGUAAACAUAGCUCAGGGCAUUGCACAAGACAGGGUUGAAAAGAAAAGAUGGAACGACAAGCGUUAUCGUGACCGAUGUAAGGAAAGGAAAAAGAAAAUGCAGGAUGAGUUAGAUAAGUUUACAGUAGAAAACAGACAUGUGAAGCUCGCAAAUCAAUCAAUAAGGACUGAAAUAAAUUCUAUGAAUUUAAAAUUGGAAUCAAAAACUAAGGAGAUAAAACAACUCCAAGAUGCAAUGAACAAAUUGAGGCGUCAAAAUGGAUGCAUAGAAGUUCUUAUGGAAGCAUUUCUGCAAAGAAUGGUCAGUUCCAAAGAUAGAGAUGACCAGCUUGAGAUGCUAACGCAUGAAAUUACAAUUUUACGUCAAAAUGUUGCUUUCAUUGGAUGGAUGGAAGAGAAGACGCAACUUGUAAACAGAUUUGCAGAUUUAGAACAUCAGAAUAAGCAUCUCAAAGUGAAAAUUCAAGCUUUGUGUGAGAAGAUAAGCAAUGACAGACGUUGAAGAGAUCCAAGCAUAAUAAGGCUCC
Tripterygium wilfordii is the source of this 1047-nucleotide messenger RNA. RefSeq lists its product as uncharacterized. Bases 300 to 1022 code for a protein of 240 amino acids. The record is from RefSeq and is a predicted model, not a curated record. Lineage: Eukaryota; Viridiplantae; Streptophyta; Magnoliopsida; Celastrales; Celastraceae. The transcript is spliced from 4 exons.